AUGGAAUCAAAACCCGUAUAUACGGCGCUUAACAACCAAUCCGACUCCCCACCGGAGUACGAUAGUAACAUGCCGGGCGUCCCAAUGCCAGCAUCGGCUCCAACUCUAGCUCCAGCUGCCGUACCAGCUCAGCUGGCAUUUGCUUCGGUGGCGCCACAGCCACCUGUCUACGUUGUGCAGCCCCAAGUGAUGAACCAUUUUGGCAGCAAGCCUUCCAUGGUCGUGUGCCCAUCCUGCAAUGCCCGUAACUUCAGCAAAGUGUCUUACAAGUCCAGCACCAAGACGCAUCUCAUCGCACUUGUUCUGGGCAUAACCACCUGUUGUUGUUGCAUUCCCUACUGCUUCGACUCCUGCAAGAGCGCUGAGCACGUCUGCUCCAGCUGUGGCUCGUACGUUGGAACUUACAACAAUUGAUCAAAUUUCCAAUACCAUAACCAUUCCAAUGCACGUUUUCUAUGUUACAUUAUUGACAACUAAAA
Scaptodrosophila lebanonensis is the source of this 479-nucleotide messenger RNA. RefSeq names its product lipopolysaccharide-induced tumor necrosis factor-alpha factor homolog. The transcript has 3 exons. The record is from RefSeq and is a predicted model, not a curated record. Lineage: Eukaryota; Metazoa; Arthropoda; Insecta; Diptera; Drosophilidae. The coding region runs from base 1 to 414 and encodes 137 amino acids. Gene Ontology annotation, molecular function: zinc ion binding.